Messenger RNA from Stomoxys calcitrans (stable fly), 1648 nucleotides. RefSeq names its product retinoblastoma-binding protein 5 homolog (gene Rbbp5). Lineage: Eukaryota; Metazoa; Arthropoda; Insecta; Diptera; Muscidae. Gene Ontology annotation, cellular component: Set1C/COMPASS complex. The transcript is spliced from 2 exons. Gene Ontology annotation, molecular function: protein binding. Bases 104 to 1576 code for a protein of 490 amino acids. The record is from RefSeq and is a predicted model, not a curated record.
GUUUUCAUACGUGGCAACACUGUUUGGGGUUGUGGGCAUUUCGGCAAAUUCAUUUGUUUACAUUUAUUUUAUUAAGAGCGAGAACAUUAUUCAGAUAAAUGUAAUGAAUCUAGAACUCUUGGAAUCAUUUGGACAAAAUUACCCUGAGGAAUUUGAUGGAUCAUUGGACUGCAUCUCUCUGGCUGUGACAUGCGUUUUCAAUAAAUAUGGAACUCUUCUGGCCGUAGGUUGCAAUGAUGGACGCAUCGUGGUUUGGGACUUUCUUACACGUGGUAUUGCCAAAAUCAUAUCCGCCCAUGUACAUCCCGUGUGCAGUUUAAGUUGGACAAGGAAUGGCCAUAAAUUGCUCUCUGCAUCCACAGACAAUAAUGUGUGUAUUUGGGAUGUAUUGUCGGGAGAAUGCGAGCAUAAGUAUCGUUUUCCCUCACCCAUACUUAAAGUGCAAUUUGAUCCUCGCAAUGAUAAACGGUUUCUUGUAUGUCCAAUGCGCUACGCUGCUGUCCUUGUGAAAAUUGGAGACGCUCAUAAAUGUUUACCUCUGGAUUCGGACGGAGAUUUGAAUAUAGUGGCAUCUUUCGACCGAAGAGGCAAACACAUUUAUACGGGAAAUGCCAAGGGAAAAAUUAUGGUAUUGGAUGUGGAAACUUUGGAAGUUGUAGCCAGUUUUCGUAUCAUCGUGGGCACCUCAAGCGCUACCGCUGUUAAAAGCAUAGAAUUUGCUCGCCGGGGCGACGGCUUUCUCAUCAACACAUCUGAUCGUGUUAUUCGUGUUUAUGACUCCAAAGAAGUGUUGGCUUUGGGAAAAGAUGGAGAACCGGAACCCAUACAAAAACUCCAAGAUCUUGUUAAUAAGACCACCUGGAAGAAGUGUUGUUUCUCCGGAGAUGGAGAAUACAUAUGUGCUGGAAGCGCCCGCCAACAUGCUUUAUAUAUUUGGGAAAAAUCCAUUGGAAAUUUGGUAAAAAUUUUACACGGCACCAAGGGAGAACUUCUACUUGAUGUUGUUUGGCACCCGGUUCGCCCAAUUAUAGCCAGCAUUAGUUCAGGUCUGGUUUCAAUAUGGGCUCAAAACCAAGUGGAAAACUGGUCGGCGUUUGCACCAGAUUUUAAAGAACUUGACGAAAACGUCGAAUACGAAGAAAGAGAAUCCGAAUUCGAUAUAACGGACGAAGACAAAUCAUUAGAUUUAAAUGCAGAUGCCAAAUGUGACGAAGAGAUCGAAGUUGACGUUACAAAAGCAGAACCCGUCGCGGCAUUCUGUUCAUCUGAUGAAGAAGGAGAAGAUGAAAAUGCUUUACAAUUUUUACCCAUGGCCCCAGAAGUUGAGGAUCCCGAAGAUGGUUGGGCUCUCCAGGAUGGUUUGGAAGGCGGUAGCAGUUCAAAAGAUACAGAGUCGUCAUCAACAUUGCAUGACUAUGGUGAUGUGGUUGCAUCUAAAAAACGUAAGAUGACAAACUAUGACAUAAGUUUACCAGAUGCACCAGUCGAGGAGGUACAUCCAUUGGUAUCAAGCAAAACCAAUAAAGAUAAGCAAUCAGCUGGUGGGAAAAAGGCAGCAGGACGACCUAAGAAGUGAAACUUAACUAUAGAUUAUGAUAUUAAGUAAGAGAUUAAUUUAAAAAUACAAUCCACAAUUUUGAAACAUAAA